Messenger RNA from Acipenser ruthenus (sterlet), 1561 nucleotides. RefSeq names its product regulator of G-protein signaling 20-like. Lineage: Eukaryota; Metazoa; Chordata; Actinopteri; Acipenseriformes; Acipenseridae. Bases 401 to 1048 code for a protein of 215 amino acids. The transcript has 6 exons. The record is from RefSeq and is a predicted model, not a curated record.
AAAGCCAUGUUUUUUCCAUAGGUCUUUUGAAUAUAUAGUACUAGAGUGCUUACCGUUAUGCAGCAAUUAGAUGAACCCGAGUGAAUGAAAAUGCUAUAAUUGCUAUACCUUUUGUAACUAAUCUCACCACGUCUCGUCAAUUUAUUUCGGGUUAAAAGAAGACUCGCAUUGGUUUCAGAUGUCAAGAAAGCAUUACGCAUGCGUGUCUUAUGUACCGAAACCCAGCAUCUUUUAUGUCAAGCAGAGCUAGCCUUUUAUGUUUAUUUUUUUAAACACCUUUACACCAGAAAAACUCUGCCUCUGUGAUCUGAAUAAUUGGCUCAAUAGAUCGUGUAUUUUGUGUCUUUCAAAGCAACAGAAGAUGCCACCUUAGUGAGAGCAGAGUUCCCGGCAAGGUGCCAUGAGGAGACGGCUGUCUCACAGGGACUCCAAAACCCCGCCCCCCUAUGACAGAAGUCCUGACUCGUCCCCCUGUAACCGAGGGCCCCACCCCUGCUGUUUCUGCUGGUGCUGCUGUUGCAGCUGUUCUUGCCUGACAGUGCCAAACAAAGACCAGGAUGUGUGCAGCAGGAGGGCGUCCAACAUCUCCACACUAGAGAGCCUUCAGAGGAACGAGGAUAGCGGCAGGCUGAGUGUGGAGGAGGCCUCAUCCUGGGCCCUGUCCUUCAGCACUCUGCUGGACAAUGCAUCCGGCCGUGACGUCUUCAUGGAGUUCCUGCGCUCGGAGCACAGUGAUGAGAACAUGCUCUUCUGGCAGGCAUGUGAGGAUCUCAAGACAGAGCAACAGAAGGCUGAUAUCGGGGAGAGGGCCAAACAAGUCUACCUGGACUACAUCUCCAUACUCUCUCCCAAAGAGGUCAGCAUUGAUGCCACAGUGCGGGAGACAAUCAACAGAAACAUGGCAACUCCCACUGUGCACGUUUUUGAUGACGCCCAAGCACAAAUCUACGCACUGAUGCACAGAGACUCUUAUCCACGAUUUCUGAACUCCCCUCUCUACCAGUCUCUGUUGCAGAGCCUCAGUUCAAACAACUCCUCCAACAGCUAGGAGGCGCUAGAGUGCUGGUGGCAGAUCCCCAGUUCCUAGUCAACAGAAGUCAUACGCUGCAGUAUGUUUUACACAAUUCGACAGUUGUUUACAGAGGUUGGUUUUGUAAAACAUGUUUAAAAGUGGCACCCUGAAAUGCUACAGUGCUUUGCCUCAUACUGUAAUCUGAAUGAAAACUAAAUCUUGAUUUUUAAUCUUGCCCUUAUUUUAUAUUCCUGAAAGACAAAGUGUCACGAAAAACUGGCCCCAGUUUAUGGUACCAUAAUAAUCUUUAUAACAAUACCCUUGGCGAGGGGUCUGUGGAGGAAGAGACAUCAACACAAGCCUUGGUACCCGCUACAGGACAGAUUUUAGUAGAUCAGAAAUGCUUGUGUAUUUUCCUGGACUGAUGUUUACAGGCAAGCUGUGAAUUUAAGGUCAUAAUAACCAUAAAAAAAAGUGUAUCACAGUAAAAACAUAGCAAAUUGUAAUAAAGGAUAGUGAAAGUAUGCUUCAUUAUAUUAAAAAAUAAAA